UGCUGGCUGUUGCUGGUUGUUGCUGGUUUCUGAUGGUUUCUGGUCUCUCUCUCCCCCAGGUGCACUAACCCCAUUCCCUACUGGUUGUUGCUGGUUUCUGAUGGUUGUUGCAGGCUGUUGCAGGCUGUUGCUAGUUGUUGCUGGUUUCUGAUGGUUCCUCUCUCCCCCAGGUGCACUGACCCCAUUCCCUACUGGUUGUUGCUGGUUGUUGCUGGUUUCUGAUGGUUCCUCUCUCCCCCAGGAGCACUGACCCAUUCCCUGCCUGCCGUGUCCCUGCCCCUCUCCCAAGCUGGCGAUGUCCCGGGUGCCGAGUCCCCCCCCUCCGGCAGAGAUGUCCAGCGGCCCGGUGGCCGAGAGCUGGUGCUACACACAGAUCAAGGUGGUGAAGUUCUCCUACAUGUGGACCAUCAACAACUUCAGCUUCUGCCGUGAGGAGAUGGGGGAGGUGAUCAAGAGCUCGACCUUCUCCUCUGGAGCCAACGACAAACUCAAGUGGUGUUUACGUGUGAACCCCAAGGGCCUGGACGAGGAGAGCAAGGAUUACCUGUCCCUGUACCUGCUGCUCGUCAGCUGCCCCAAGAGCGAGGUCAGGGCCAAGUUCAAGUUCUCCAUCCUCAACGCCAAGGGGGAGGAGACCAAGGCCAUGGAGAGCCAGCGCGCCUAUCGCUUCGUGCAAGGCAAGGACUGGGGCUUCAAGAAAUUCAUCAGGAGAGAUUUCCUGCUGGAUGAGGCCAACGGGCUCCUGCCAGAUGACAAACUGACCCUGUUCUGUGAGGUGAGCCCUGCUCUGGGAGCCAGCCCUGGGCAAGUCCUGCCAGCCCUGGGCAAGUCCUGCCAGCCCUGGGCAAGUCCAACAAGCCGUGGGCAAGUCCAGCAGCCCCAGAAAGGUCCUGCAACCCCAGGGAGCUCCUGCAGGUCCUACAGCCUUGUGCAGAGAGCCAUCCUGGCAGCACGAUCGCCCGUGUUCAGCGCCAUGUUCGAGCACGAGAUGGAGGAGAGCAAAAAGAACCGGGUUGAGAUCAACGACGUGGAGCCCGAGGUGUUCAAGGAGAUGAUGUGUUUCAUUUACACUGGCAAGGCCCCCAACCUGGACAAGAUGGCAGAUGAUCUGCUGGCAGCUGCUGACAAGUAUGCCCUGGAGAGGCUGAAGGUGAUGUGUGAGGACGCUCUCUGCAGUAACCUGUCGGUGGAGAAUGCAGCUGAGAUCCUGAUCCUGGCUGACCUGCACAGCGCAGACCAGCUCAAAACCCAGGCUGUGGACUUCAUUAAUUAGUGAGUAAUUGCUCCAGGAUGGACAAACCCUUCCCUUCCCCUUCCA
This is a messenger RNA of Ficedula albicollis (Collared flycatcher), 1318 nucleotides long. RefSeq names its product speckle type BTB/POZ protein (gene SPOP). The coding region runs from base 296 to 1273 and encodes 325 amino acids. The record is from RefSeq and is a predicted model, not a curated record. The transcript has 10 exons. Gene Ontology annotation, molecular function: ubiquitin protein ligase binding. Gene Ontology annotation, biological process: regulation of proteolysis; proteasome-mediated ubiquitin-dependent protein catabolic process. Lineage: Eukaryota; Metazoa; Chordata; Aves; Passeriformes; Muscicapidae. Gene Ontology annotation, cellular component: nucleus; cytoplasm.